Molecule: messenger RNA, 2622 nt
Organism: Nothobranchius furzeri (turquoise killifish)
Lineage: Eukaryota; Metazoa; Chordata; Actinopteri; Cyprinodontiformes; Nothobranchiidae
Product: protocadherin alpha-8
Biological process (GO): homophilic cell-cell adhesion
Cellular component (GO): plasma membrane
Molecular function (GO): calcium ion binding
Source: RefSeq, a predicted model, not a curated record
AUGACGGACCGGUCACGGCUUCUGCUCUUCUUUCUGCUUUUAUGCCACAGUGAGCUGGUUUUAGCGCAAAUAAAAUAUUCCACACCCGAGGAAGUGAAAGUGGGAGCUGCUAUUGGAAAUGUUGCUAAAGAUCUGGGUCUCGAUGUCAGUUCACUGAUAAGCAGGCGUGUUCGGAUUGUUUCUGGAGCUGACGGCGCUCUGUUUGAGGUAAACCCGAACAAUGGGGUUCUUUAUGUUCAUAUGAAAAUUGACCGCGAGCAGUUGUGCGAUAGGAAUGCUGCGUGUUUAACAGACUUGAAACUGGUUGUAGAAAAUCCGCUUGAGGUGCAUUAUGUCACUGUGGAAAUAAUAGAUUCAAACGAUCACACACCGAGUUUUACAGAAAAGGAAAAGGUAAUAGAAAUAGCGGAGUCGACUGCGCCUGGCGCCCGCUUUCAGUUAUCAUUAGCACGUGAUCCGGAUGUUGGAAUUAAUUCUGUCCAGCGGUACAAGCUGAGUCAAAACGAUCAUUUCCAACUGGAAAUCAGGGAUAGAGAUGAGGAUAAAAUCCCCUUUUUGGUGCUGCAGCAGCAGCUAGACAGAGAGCAGAAAACGAACCACAGCUUGCUUUUAACCGCUAUAGACGGAGGAACACCACCACGAUCAGCUAAUCUUAAUAUUACAGUUAAAGUUCUUGAUAUAAAUGAUAACAGACCCACAUUUUCUAAAGACAUUUAUUCUGUUACACUGCAAGAAAAUGCCGCAGUAAAUGCGAUAGUUCUAAACGUGCAGGCAACGGAUCUAGAUGAAGGAACUAAUGGAGAGGUGCAGUACGCAUUCGGCGGUGACAUUAAUUCGAGAGUGUUACAGCUAUUCAGUUUAGACAAACAGACAGGGGAGAUUCGAGUGAAAGGAUUGAUUGAUUAUGAGACUGCUAAUGUUUACAAGUUAGACGUGCAGGCCUCUGACAAAGGCUCUCCACCAAUGAAAACGGACUGCAGGGUUAUAAUCAAGAUUCAAGAUAAAAAUGACAAUAAGCCGGAAAUAGAAAUCACAUCUUUAUCCAGCACGGUACCGGAGGACUCCAAACCCGGUACCGUGAUCGCCCUCAUCAGUGUUUCAGACAGCGAUUCGGGACUGAAUGGUAAAGUCUUGUGCCGUCUGACAGAACACGUGCCGUUUGAACUGAAGCCAUCAUUUAAAGAAAACAUGUAUUCCUUAGUAACAAAAGAAGCUUUAGACAGGGAAGCUGUGUCGCAUUAUGAUGUUUUUAUAACCGCUACAGAUUGCGGCGAACCUCCUCUUUCUGCAUUAAAAGCUUUGGGCAUCCGAGUGUCAGAUGUGAACGACAACGCUCCCGAGUACCCUCACAGUCCGCUCGAGUUAUAUCUGACAGAAAACAAUCCUCCCGGAGGAUCUUUAUAUUCAGUGAGCGCGUGUGAUAUGGAUUUGAACGAAAAUGCGGUCGUUUCCUAUCGGGUAAUAAAAGGCGAGAGCGGUCAUAAAGACAUGGCAUCUUUUCUGAACAUUAACUCGGAAAACGGAGAAAUAUCAGCGCUAAAAAGUUUCGACUUUGAAACUUUGAAAACGUUCCAGUUCCAAGUUGUGGCCUCAGACUCUGGAAGUCCGUCCCUGAGCAGCAACGUGACAGUGAACGUGUUCAUUCUGGAUCAGAACGACAAUGCUCCAGUCAUCCUGUAUCCAGUCAGCUCAAACGGUUCUGCAGAAGGUGUGGAGGAGGUUCCCCGCAACGUGAACGCAGGACACUUGGUGACUAAAGUCAGAGCCUAUGAUGCUGAUAUAGGAUAUAAUGGCUGGCUGCUGUUCUCACUGCAGGAAGUGACUGACCACAGUCUGUUUGGUUUGGACCGCUACACAGGACAGAUCAGAACACUUCGCUCAUUCACAGAGACAGACGAGGCUGAGCAUAAACUGCUCAUCCUGGUCAAAGACAAUGGCAACGUUUCACUGUCAGCAACAGCUACUGUCAUUGUCAAAGUGGUGGAGCCCAAAGAGGCUUUUGCAGCUUCUGAUGUGAAGAGUUCAGCCAAAGAUGAUGAGGAGACUGAUGUGACUUUUUACCUGAUGAUCACUUUGGGCUCAGUGUCGGUUCUGUUCCUCAUCAGCAUCAUCGUGCUGAUUGCAAUGCAGUGCUCCAAGUCCACAGAAUAUACUUCUAAAUAUCUCCAAGAGGCUAAUUAUGAUGGGACACUGUGUCACAGCAUCCAGUACAGAUCUGGAGACAAACGCUACAUGUUAGUAGGACCCAGGAUGAGUGUAGGAUCUACUAUAGUACCUGGAAGUCACGCAAACACUCUGGUGCUGCCUGACAGGAGGAACACUUCUGAGGAGGUAAGAAUAACUUUCUUUCUUCAAGAUUUAUUUUUUUCAAUACUGAGCAACUAGAAACUCCCGUUCCUUUGAAAAGUUUCAACUGUUUACUAUUCUGGUCAAAAUAGGAGAUCGCUGCAAACAUUUUUGUCACUUAAUAGUAUUUUUUUUCUUUUUUCUAUUUUUUUCUUUUUUGAUACAAACGGCCGCUCAAUGCUACGGCUGACAUAUUCUGAGUUGGAUCACAGACCAUUUGCAACCCAAUGCAAGAAAUGGAAGACAAUUUAAACGUUUUAUUUUGUGUGUGUGUGU